UCCCCGGGCGGGCGCGGGCAGUGCCACCGGAGGCCCGGCGGUUUCAGAGCUUCGCCCGGGACGACGAACCGCAGACGACCUGUACGCAAAACUCGGCCGUGCGUUAUCUGGAGGCUACGCUGUCCUCCGUAAGUGUCAUUAAAAUAUAAGCGAGGAAGAUAGCAAAAAAAAAAAAUACAAAGGUUCGAGAGGUCUUUCGCAAGACGAAAAAAAUUGGAAAACGAAGAGACUUGACUCCUUUCUCUCGCGUCGAGUAUUAGCAACGGCAACGUAUCGUUUACGCGACGUAACAUAAUAUGUGAUACAGUGUCGUCGCAAAGGUGCCAAUCGGAUAAGAUAGACACUUUCACGAGUUGGGAAAAUAAAGAGAGAAAGAAUAUUGCGAGAAGGUGUCGCUGUCGGUGGAGCUGUGCAGUGGAAAGAGAAAGAGGAGGAAGAAAGACAUGAACGACGUCUGGUAGCGACACCGACUGCGGAGGACGAACGCGGUUGAGAUGACGAAGGAUUAGGAGAAACUGAGAGAAAGAGAGAGAGAGAGAGAGAGAGAGAGCAAGAGAGAGAGAGAGAGAGAGAGAGAAAGAAGCAUUGAACGCGCGCGCGAGCAAUAGAGAAAGAGAGAGAGAGAGAGAAAUAACAGGCUAGAGAGUGGCGUGGUGCACCAGGACGGUGUGGUGCGCGUUGUGAGAUGUCAGUUGACCAUCAGUCGAAGACAUCCACGUUGUCGUCGUCGUCGUCGUCGUCGCCGUCACCGUCGUCGUCGUCGUCUUCGUCGUUGUCGUCGUCAUCAUGAGGAGAUCCUCUUACGUCAACUAUUACGUCCUGUGCCUCGUCUGUUGGAUCCUUUUGGGUAUUACCGGUGUGAGCACCAGAUCGCAUUCCUUGGUGAAGAGGUUCGACGGGAUUUACACGGGUCCGUAUUUCGACUCGAACUCACCGACGAACAUAACGGCGCAACUAGGCUCUCAUGCGUACCUACCGUGCAAAGUGCGACAGCUCGGUAACAAAUCGGUCUCGUGGAUCAGGAGAAGAGACUCGCACAUACUCUCCGUGGAUAGGACCAUGUUCAUCCCCGACGAGAGGUUCCAGGCGAUCUUCGCGGACGCGUCGGACACUUGGACGUUGCAGGUGAAAUACGUCCAGGCACGGGACGAGGGCGAAUACGAGUGCCAAAUCUCGACGGAUCCGAAGAAGAGUCACAUUAUCAAGCUCAACAUCGUCGUGCCAAAAAUCGAGAUCCUGGGAGACCGGGACAUGUACGUGAAAACUGGAAGCACGGUCGCAAUACGUUGCAUGAUAAAGCAAUCUCUCGAGGGGCCGUUCUAUGUCUUCUGGUAUCACGAGGGCGAUCGCGUUCUCAAUUAUCAGCAGGGUAAGAUCGACAUCCAGACUAAAAGGAUCGAUCACGAUACGGUUAGCAGUCUCGUGAUUCGCAACGCCAGGCGGGAAGACUCUGGUAAUUACACCUGCAGUCCGAGUAAUUUGGACAGUGCCAGCGUGCAACUUCAUGUUCUGAAUGGAGAACAUCCAGCGGCGAUCCAAAGAGGAAUCAGCUCGGCUCCUGGCGGUUGUCAUACGUUUUGGUGGUUCGUAGGAGUGGUCACGCUCUACUCGAGUCACGGAAGUCGAAACUACAUCCUUGUCCUCCUGGCCAUCAUGGUCCUUUACUCGAAAAAUCCAUCUUACUUUACGCCGGAACGAUAAUCAGGAUCAUCGGGAAGGACCAAGCACGAACGAGCGAGCGAGCUAGCGAGCUAGCGAGCGUGCGCGCGAGAAUCGAUUAUCUUCGGCCAUGAAACGUUGUGUCUCUUAACCUCACGUCGAAGGGAUUUCUUGGGAAGGAGAAAGAGAGAGAGAGAGAGAGAGAGAAGGGGAGAGAUAGGAAUAAAGAUUUCCAUCGAUCGUUCGAUAUCGAGAAGAUGCUUGAAAAGCGUUAAAGUUAGGAUGUGACAAGAAUUCGAAGAGAAGAACAGGGUCGAGAGAAUCGAAAACUUCUGUACGGACACGCGAGAGAGGAAAAAAGGACGAGAGUCGACGAGUUCGGAGAAGAACGAUCAUCGUUUCUAAAUCGUCGCUGCAGACUGACCGCUAAUUUUUUUUUUUUUGCAAGCGAGCCGAAAGGAUAAUCGGAGAGUGCGAGAUAUUAGUCGUUGAUCGUUCGUUGAAGUGGCGAUUCAUUCGAGGAAUAAUGGUCUAAAAAAUGAAAAAGGAAAAAAAAGAAAAAGAAAAGGAAAAAAAAAGAGCGAACAAUCUUGGUACCGAGAUAUUGCACAUUUAUAGCGUAAACCUUUGAAGUUACAGUCUUGUCAAUCGAUCAGCAAUAUCAAGGUCCAAAAUUCUUUCCGCGGGAUGAAAUUCUAAAAUUAUUAGAGAUGCAUUUCGUCUAUCGAGACAGUAUGAUCCGGCCGUUAGUAUCUUAGGUAUUAGAUAACUCGUGACGAUUUUUCGUUGGAUUCGCGCGAGUUUCUCGAGCAGGUCGUGACUUCUCACGGCCGGCUACCUUGUAUACGAGAACGUAUUACGCGAGGAUCGUGACCAAUUUCGUUAUUUCAAUAAACGACGGAUGGAGUAGAAGCCUACGUUCUAUUUUUAAAGAAUAUACGAACGAAGAAAGAAGCUAAAUUCAGCAACGAAAAAUUAUAUAUCUGCGAAGCGAACCGAUGGCACAACGAUCAUUAUUAUUUCCUUUGCUUCAGACGCUAUACUGUAUCACGAUCUUCCCGUUUUCGUGCUCCCGUAUUUGUGGAGAAAGUUCAAAGAAAUAAGAAAAAAAAAAAGAAAUAUAAAGAUCUCGAUAACGAGAUGCCCCCCCGAUAAUCGAUGAUCGCGCGUCACUAGAACGAUCGUGGAGGUCCUGUCGAGGUCAUCGAAGGGUUUCGUAAUUUCUGUUAAUUACCGACUAUGAAGUCACGAGUCGACGGUAGUUAACGAUGGAAGAAUAACGCGAAAGAAUGAAAGAGAGAGAGAGAGAGAGAGAGAAUGAUGUAAGACAAAAGAAACUUCGUCCGCGCCACUCGAAAGAAUUGAAACUUGUUCGAUGAAACUUGUAAAGACGAUGUGAUUAAUUAUAUUUCCAUAGCGAUCGAUUAGCAAAGCGUGUCUAUACUCGACGUCUAUACCGUUUUCAUUGCAGGAUCGUAGCGAGAGAUCGUAGCGAGAGAACGUGGCGGCUACAAACCUUUUUGCUUGCUUUCCUUUUUUGUCUUCGUUUGCAAUCGGGCCGAGAAAAUCCUCCCUCCAUCGUCGAUGAUGGAUUAGACGUAACGCCAAAAACGUCGCGAGUCGAGCCAUCCUACAGCGAGAUCUUUUUUACCCGAGAGCGAAAAUCGAUUUAUCGAUACGAAAACGACGAGCACCUCUAAUUAACCGAAAAGAAAAACGUUCAUAUCAAAUGUCGAUGUCGACCCUUCAUAUCAGAUCUUUUUCCGAAAUCGUUUUCGUGAUCUUCGCUCGAAGUUGAUCAAAGUCGACGAAAUCGAGAAGUUCGUGGCGUUUAAUUAAAGUCAUCGAAUAAUUAAUCUUUCUUAUCGAAAGAAAAAAAGUCCCUUGGAAAGAAACGCGUUUUAAUUCCUCUCGUCCUCGGUCAAAGAUUCGUUCUAACGACUUAACGCGUAAACUGGAAGAUGGAAAAGAAAGAGAAAAUGAAGUGAUUCUCUCGUGUCGAUCCACGAUGUCACGAGAAUGUGACAGUCGGUAAAAAAAGCGCAUUGAGUAUACACACGAAACAUCGAAAUGUGUCAUGUAACCGUGCGUGCGUGCGUGCGACUCCUAGAGUACUACAAAAGGUGUCAAACCUCUCGCUUUUUUGCUUUUUUUUCUUCGUCUUUUUUCGACCAUUAUCAUUUAACAACCGAUUCGUCGUUGGUGGAAAGAGGAAGGAAAGAAACGGCUUUCAUCUUGUAUCUCGCGAUCCGCACGGACGGCUACACAAUGACAAGGACGGAUACAAAGCUUUUUGAAAAGGGCUCUCUUCCGUCGAUGAGGCCCUUUCGUGAGUUUGCUUUACUUCUCGCGAGUAUUAGGGAGAGUACUGUUUUUUAUAAUAUUAUAUAUAUAUAAAUGAAUAUAUAUAUAUAUAUAGGUAUCUAUAUAUAUACAAACGGAGCAGAUAAAUAUAUAUAUGUAUAUGUGUAUGUAUAUGUGUACGCGCGCAGAUACGUUGCACAAUGGUGUUGAGUAUUGAACAAGUUUCAGCUCGUCGAGUAAACCAGAGGCGCACAUCCAACGGGAAGUUACGAUCCCUUCGACGGAGAGAGGGCAUCGUCGCGAAAGUGUCACGAGAAGAUCGUAGGGUGUCGGCUGAUGUAUUUAGUAGCGAGUAACGAAGGAAAAGGCGACGAAGAAAAUUAUCGAGUAAGAGAAAGUAAGAGAAAGAAAGGGAGAGAGAGAGAGGGGAGGAGAGAGGGAGGGAGAGAAAGAGAGAGAGAGAUGAACGAUACGUUUAGAAUAUCUACGAUUCAUGUGAUUGUAAAUACAUAGUAUAUAAAUAACGUAACGUUAACUAACGAUAUGCCGUACGUGUUACACUAAAGAAACAAAAAAAAAAAAAAAGAUAAAUAACGUUACUGUGUAAUUUUUCGGAUCGUAAACGCAUUGGAAUGGGUCUGGCCGCCUGUGCUAACCGGUUUGACGUAAUCGUGUAAAAGAAAAGAAAAGAUAAAAUUAUAAGAAGGAAAGAAAGAGAGGGAGAGAGAUUUCCCGUCGGAACAAUAGCGAUUUCAACCUUUCAUAAAAUCGCGAAACAAUAGUAAAAGUCAUAAGAACUUUGAUUAGUCCAUUCUUGUGAAUUUUGUUUUCUUCCACGAGUCGUGUUCCGUGCGGCCGAUCUCUCGACGAUACGAAUUUCUCGCGAUAAUGAGAUAGAGAAGGCGGCACACAAUCGCGCGCAUGUUCCUUCUUGUGCGCGAUUGCUCGAAAGAGAGAAAAAAGAAAAGGCGAGAACGGUAGGACGCGUUUAUCCUCAAUCGGAUAAAAAGGGUCCGAGGAUAGCACGGGCCGGCCACACGCGACUAGAUGUAACACACUAAUUAACGCCUAGCGUAAGACUUAAACGGAUAUAAAUGAAGAUAUAUUGUCUGAUAUAAUAAGAAGAAAGCGUGCGCGAGUGCCUCUGCGAGUGCGUGCGUGUAUUUGCGUGCUUGGAUGGGUGAAUGCCUUGCGUACAAGAGGAAUAAAAAAAUAUGGGAAAACGUGUGGAGAAUGAGUGUGCGUUCGUUGAAUGUGCAAACGAGCGGUCGAAAGAUAGAUAAGGAGAGAGAGGGAGAGAGAGAGAGAGGGGGAGGGAGAAAGAGAAAGAGAGAGAGAGAGAGAUAGCGAGAGGUUCGUUGGACUGACGCGACAAGGCGUUGGUCGAAUGACGCACUUUCGAAUAAAAAGGGGCGACUGGGGACAACUUCUUGUAUCUUCCUUUCCUUCUUCCCGCGCCUCGCGAGGCCACUCUUCGUAGACUUUGGAGAUAAAAGAAGUAGAAGAGGAGGUGGUAGCAGCAACAGCAGCAACAGCACCUCGAGGCCACAAUUAAAACACGCGCAGCUCCGUUUCGCGUUUUUCACGCGGCCUCCCCUCGCCGGGUGGAAGAAGGAAACUCGUAACGUGUUCGUCCUCGUCGCUCCUUUGUUAACGAGAAAGAAGAAAUGAAAAGAGUGUAUGUGUGUAAGAGAGCGAGCGAGCGAGCGAGCGAGCGAGCGAGAGAAAGAAAGAGAGAGAAAGAGAGAGAGAGGAAGAGAAACACGAGAUAAAGCGAAAUGAGGUAACGGCGAAGAGAAAUAAAUAGACACACAUGUACGCAUACACGAUACACACAACACGUAAACAUACACAAGAACACACGUCGUCUAGGGUACAUAAACUAUAACGUCGUAGGCAGCAUUGAAUUUUUGUACCAACGUCUAUUGUAGCUCUUAAGUGUCGCGAAUUCUUACGUUCUCGUACGACGACGGUGAGGCCACCGCCGUUCGUUGGUUUUUUGGUUUUCUCGAUGAAGCCAAAGCGGGCAGCGGACUCGGAGAAGGCACAAGAUGCGUUUUUUCGUCGAUCGAGAUUAAUCGAUAACCUUUGUAAACAUCUUCUUAUCGGCGUUCCAAAAAUCGGAGCUCCGAUUUUUGUCGAACGAUCCGUAGACUCGUUUCGAGAAGGAUCGAUCGAUCCGAAAACGUUGAAAGCGCUCGAUCCGCUCCCCUUGGUUCAAUCGACCAAGAUCCACGUCGAUUCCCGAGAGUCGCGGUACGAAUUUCGAGAGAAAGAAAGACGGAGAGAGGAGAAAGAGAGCAAUUUAAUUCGAGCGACGCUUGACCGUCCUAAAAGUUCGUCUAUGUGCUCUUACGCGUCUAUAGUCGUGUUAAAACUUUUGUGAUAGCGUUAACGAGUCGAAUCAGCGCGUAAGAUUCGAUCGUGAUGGUUGAACGGAUGAGAAGAAAAUUGAUCGGUGGCCCGGAACGAUCAAAAAAAGAAAAAAGGAACAGGGAGAGAGAAAGAGAGAGACAGAGAGAGGGGGAGGGAGAAGGAGAGAAUAGCGAAAGCGGCACUCGGUGGAGAAUUUGUCCGUCUCGAAACUGGGUUGCCGAAUAAAGAUUUUAGCGUUGGAGCUAGGAAAACGAAUCUCCGCUUCGGCGCGAGACAAAUUUUUUGUCCGCGUCAGAAGGUUCGAAGUCUGCCUGCGAUUUUGACAACUUUUCUCUCCGAUCUCUACGAUUUAUUUCGUCGGAGUAAGAAAUAUUUCGCCGCGUAAACUUCGACGUUGAUUCGACCGUAGGGAAUACGUUUUACGAUCCAAUUUAGGAUCGUUCGCCGGUAAUAGAGCUCUUUCCUUUGCGCGUGUAACCCGAUCGCUGAAAGUACGUUUAGCUGCCAAGGAUCGGAUGGAAGAUGAGACUCGUAGUACACUUUCGUUGUCGAUCGAAACCCUCGGGACGACAAAACGAUUUUUCUUGCGUUUCCUCGAGAAGAAACGCAAGAAGAAUCAGAAAAGAUCGAAGCUCCUGAAAUAAUUGGGUCUCGAGGUAUGGAAAAGAAAGAAAUUUGAAAAGGGAUACCCCGGGAACUUCGAUCUGAAAUUGUUUAUCCAACGAGCGAUUGAUUAUUUCUCAAGAGUCCUCCGAUAUAACGAUCGUCACGUUAACAAUACGCGGCAAACACACGUAGCGAAGGGUCUAAUUAAUCGUUAAUACGUCAUAUCUGCCAAUUCGAACGUUCGACGAAAAAUACGAUGCGGAGAAAUGGAAAAGGGAUAUAAAGGAGAAAGGAGAUCACUUUGUCGAGCGAGCGAAUAAGCGGAAGUCGAAUAAAAAUAAAGAAAAAUGAAAAAAAAAAAAGAGAGGAAAUAAAAAGUACGAAGAAAACAUUGAGAAAAAAAAAUUCCUCGAAGAAAGCCUCGUCUCGUGGAUUCUAAUUCGUACACCUUACGCGCUUUAUGGUUUAACGAGAAUAAACUUUAAAGGAUCUACGAGAUGAUGCCGAGGACUGCGAAAAAGAGGACGAAAGAAGAAUGAGCGUGAGAGCGGCGUGAAAGUCGGGAGUGCCUGGCGGAAUGGCUGAGCAAGAAAAAUAAUAAAGGAAAAAAAAAAGAAAUCAAUGUUAAAACCGAUCAUUAUCGAUUCGCAAGUUUAAAAGAAAAAAAAAAAAAAAAAACAGGUCUUCGUUAUCCGCCAUUUUCACACGUAUAAGUUUGAAUCUCGUUUUGUACAGGUGUGGACGGUACGCUCCUGGGGCAUCGCACCCUUUAAUCAUCUUCCAGUUUUAUUUUCUACUUCGAAACCCAGACGAAUUCAUUUCUCUUUUUACUUUGAUCUAUAUAACUAUGAAAUUAUCUGGGUAUCAAGGGAGGACCGUUCGUUCGGUCGAAGAAAUGAAACGGUGCCCUUGGAGCAAGCUCCACGUUGAGGUACACUAUACGUACAAGUUUGAACGUUUCCGUUUUCGAUCUAUCGUGGCAAAGGGAGAAAAAAGAACUGCCCCGUUCUAUGUGUGUAAGAACCAUAAAGCUUAAUGAAGAACAUUAUACUAUGAACUUACGGGAUACUAAAUAAAAGUAAGCCAAACCGUU
Molecule: messenger RNA, 8038 nt
Organism: Vespula vulgaris
Lineage: Eukaryota; Metazoa; Arthropoda; Insecta; Hymenoptera; Vespidae
Product: neurotrimin-like
Exons: 5
Coding region: 787-1701 (304 amino acids)
Biological process (GO): synapse organization
Cellular component (GO): neuron projection membrane
Source: RefSeq, a predicted model, not a curated record